Messenger RNA from Esox lucius (northern pike), 1517 nucleotides. It is a transcript of the gene rer1, whose product is annotated as retention in endoplasmic reticulum sorting receptor 1. The transcript has 8 exons. Bases 164 to 727 code for a protein of 187 amino acids. Lineage: Eukaryota; Metazoa; Chordata; Actinopteri; Esociformes; Esocidae. The record is from RefSeq and is a predicted model, not a curated record. Gene Ontology annotation, biological process: protein retention in ER lumen; retrograde vesicle-mediated transport, Golgi to endoplasmic reticulum. Gene Ontology annotation, cellular component: Golgi membrane.
GGUAUCUGUCACACUGUCCCAGCGUUUUCGAAGCCCUUCGAAUCUUGCCUGCCGUACUUUCGAGCGAGUCCUCGCGGAAGUACUGACGUGUUCACAUUAGCCGGCCCAGCUGAAGAGGUAGUUAGGUAGAGAGCGGAGUGUCACAGCGGCAAAAUCAGACAUAAUGUCAGAAGGGGACAGUGUUGGGGAAUCAAUCCAUGGAAAACCAUCUACAAUUGGCAGCUUCUUCACACGGGUUGGACAGAUCUAUCAGUCAUGGCUAGACAAGUCAACGCCGUUCUCCGUAGGCCGAUGGGUAGUCACUCUUUCGCUAACGGCCAUCUACAUGAUCAGAGUGUACAUAUUACAGGGUUGGUAUAUUGUAACAUAUGCUCUGGGAAUCUACCAUCUCAACCUGUUCAUCGCUUUUCUAUCGCCAAAAGUGGAUCCAUCAAUGCUUGAUGAAGAUGAGGGCCCUGCGCUCCCCACCAAGCAGAAUGAGGAGUUCCGCCCGUUCAUCAGAAGGUUGCCUGAAUUCAAAUUCUGGCAUUCAGCCACAAAAGGCAUAGUCAUCGCCAUGAUUUGCACAUUCUUUGAAGCCUUCAACGUGCCAGUGUUCUGGCCCAUACUCGUAAUGUACUUCAUCAUGCUUUUCUGCAUCACCAUGAAGAGGCAGAUCAAGCAUAUGGUCAAGUACAGAUACCUCCCCUUCACGCAUGGGAAGAGGACUUACAGAGAGGAAACAUAAGAACAUUGAGAUUGAGAGCUUUUAAUGUAACUAUUGGAUGAAUGGGGGUUUGAACACUUUUUGGCCCCUACCCCUCACAUUUUUUGGGCAUUUUUAUCAGUAUGCCGGGGAUCUUAUAAGUGUGCAGUAGUAUUUUUGGUAACCAGAGAGACAUUUUGGAAAACUUUGAUCAGCACUGUAGUGAAGGAUCAAAACAUUUUUCCUGUCAAAGUACAUUGUUUCCAAGGGUUGUCUUGAGGAUUUAUAUAUAUUUUAAAAAUUCUAAUUGUUUUGAAACAUUUUCUUGUUUUUCUUCAAACGCUAGACAGUUUCAAUUCAUCCUAUGCCAUUUGAAAAAACUUAAUGAAAAAAAAUGAUAAAAUUGGAUAGUAGAUUUAUAAACUGUUUCUCAAAAAGGAGAUUGCAUGUUCUUGGGUUCUCUUGUGCUGCAAAUAUAAACAAAGAACUUGAUUUUAAUAACUUUAAGUGUAUUUUUUUCACUCCAAAUACUAUUAAAGAGACAUUGUCCCUUCAAAUAAGAUGUGGCUUUCUCUGCAUUAUGUUUUGGGACCUCUGAGAAAAGUAAACUUUUUUUUAAUGAAUUAAGUCUUACUUUAAAAAAAAAAAAGACAUCAAUUGCUAAUUCGAUCAUGUAUUGCUAAGAGUGGGAUUGUGCAUCUAUCCACUGGCAGAUCUUGUUGGUACAAGUUAAUAGUAAAUGUGCAAAUGUUCCAUUUGCAGAAGGAAGGAGCUUGACAUGGUCAAGUGGUAGGGUUUGACUGUCAAAUAAAACAAUGCUUUGAAAUUGCCA